Messenger RNA from Hordeum vulgare subsp. vulgare (domesticated barley), 1004 nucleotides. RefSeq names its product auxin-responsive protein SAUR32-like. The record is from RefSeq and is a predicted model, not a curated record. Gene Ontology annotation, biological process: response to auxin. Bases 294 to 689 code for a protein of 131 amino acids. NCBI's taxonomy places the organism in Eukaryota, Viridiplantae, Streptophyta, Magnoliopsida, Poales, Poaceae. The transcript has a single exon.
ACGCACGCGCCCCCGCCCCCUCCCGGACACACACACACACAGCGCAGGGCACGGGCAGAUCGAGGCAGGCACGGGCGCCGUAGCCGAGACGAGGAACCCCAACGGGCCAAGCACCACCGCCACCAACCCUAGCUAGCCUCCUCCACCGCCAGCCAGCCACCAUGCAGCAGCAGCAGUGUCCAGCCACCGCGCUCUGACGGCCGCCGUGGUGGUCUAACGAGCGAGUGAGGGAGCGUUUUGUUUCUUGGUUGUACAGGGUAGGGUGUGUAGAUAGAUAGAUAGAGGAGUGAUAUAUGGGCGUGAGCCUGCUCAGGAAGCAGCACUCGUCGGCGGCGGGGGGGUCGAGCGGCGGCCCGACGAUGCCGCCCAAGGGGUGCAUGGCGGUGCGGGUGGUGGGGCCGGGCGGGCGCGCGGAGGAGGAGGAGAGGUUCGUGGUGCCGGUGGGCUACCUCAAGCACCCGCUCUUCGUGGGCCUCCUCAAGGAGGCCGAGGAGGAGUACGGCUUCCAGCAGCAGGGCGCCAUCACCAUCCCCUGCGGCGUCGACAACUUCCGCCGCGUCCAGGCCGUCAUCGACAGCCACACCCACAGGCACGGCGGCUCCGCCGGCCUCCUCUCCGCCGGCCACCAGCACCACGGCUCCUCCUCGGGCCACCUCCACUUCCACCUCGCCGCCUGCUUCAGGGCGUGAGAUCCGUCUCACCCCACCCCCGCCGGAUGGACGCAAUCUCCGGCCCCGUGUUCGUCGCCUCAGGGAGGCUCCGUUGUUAAUUAGAGUUUAGACGGUCAGGUCAGGUAUGUGGUGAUCCAAGGAUCAUGCGUGGGUUGAGUACUCCUACUAGCUAGCUAGCCUUCGUUCGUUCGGGUCUGCAUGCGCGCGUGAUGGAUCAUCUCCGGAUUGGAUUUCCGUUCCAGCUUGUGGUGAUCGAUGAUCCAUCGAUGAUGAUGAAAAUCCAAGAUAUUUCAGUGCUUAUAAUUAAUAGAUUAACCAGAUGUUCUCUUGUCC